AUGCUGUCUUGGUGUCUCACAACCAUCACAUAUGCCACACGACAAACUAACGUGCUCCAUGAUACAUGUAACAGGAGGCCCGACGACACGUCGACCACCAAAGACAAGAUCAAGUACUACACUGAUCUGGCGCGGCUCGCUGAACGGGGUAAGAUCUCGGCCAUCUUCUUCGCCGACUGGUUCGUCGGCUUCGACGUCUAUGGCGGAGAUCUGAAUGCCAUGCUUCGAUCGGCCCACCAGGUCGCUCACCUUGAUCCCCUGCUCGCGGUGUCAGCCAUGGCAGCGGUCACAGACAAUGUUGCCUUUGCCGUCACACAGUCCACGACGUAUGCCAGGCCAUAUGUGCUGGCAAGGCAAUUCUCCACCCUCGACCAUCUCACCGGCGGCAGAUGUGCGUGGAACAUUGUCACCAGCUACACCAAGUCGAGCGCAAAUGCCAUGGGCGAGGAGAACAUCAUCCCGCAUGAUGAACGCUAUGUUGUUGCUGACGAGUUCAUGGACGCUGUAUACAAACUCUGGGAAUCUUCAUGGGCACCAGACUCGGUGAUUCUUGACAAGACCACCGGCAUGGGCUUUGACCCGGAUAAGAUCCAAAGAAUCGAGCAUAAAGGCAAAUACUUUGGCGUCUCUGCUCGUUCCCAGGUACACCCUUCUCCACAGCGAACGCCAGUGCUCUUCCAAGCCGGCACCUCGAAAUCAGGCUCGGCGUUUGCCGCCAAGCAUGCCGAAGCCGUGUUUCUCAACACCUUCAAUGUCUCCCAGGCCGCCAAAACGGUUUCUGAGAUGCGUGCGGCCGCUGCCGCCAAUGACCGCGACCCCCAAAGCAUCAAGUUCUUCCCCUGUAUCAUGCCCAUCAUCGGCAGGACCAAGGAGGAGGCACAGGCCAAGUAUCAACGAGCGGUCGACAACGCCGACCCAGUUGCCGGCCUGGCCCAGUUCAGUGGGUAUACGGGGAUCGACCUGGCCCCUUACCCGCUGGACGAGCCGAUGGAUCUCAGUGGCAUGUCGCAGGCCAUGGCAAUCCAAGCUGUGUUCAAAGCGCUCGAGGCCAGCGAGAAAGAGGGCGACAAGCCGUGGACCCCCAGGCGGUUGGGGAUGCAAAUGGCCUUGGGCGGUCUACAUCCCUGCCCGGUGGGGACGGCCGAGGAAGUGGCAGAUGUGUUUCAGCAAUGGGUGGAGGAGGCCGACGUUGAUGGAUUCAAUAUUGGGAGCGUGACGAAUCCUGGCAGCUGGGAGGAUGUGGUCGAUCUCCUAGUGCCGGUCCUUCAAGAAAGGGGGAUGAUGUGGAAGGACUACGCCGUUCCUGGGGGCACCUUUCGAGAGAACCUCUUGGGCCAGAAAGAGUUGAGGGAUGACCACUAUGGCUCCAGCUUCAAGUGGAAGGGCCCCAAUGCUCCUGUUGUCGACAAAGUCAACGGGGAGAAGCAGAAGGUCAAUGGUGUUCAAGAGGUCACUUGCUAG
Molecule: messenger RNA, 1461 nt
Organism: Capronia coronata CBS 617.96
Lineage: Eukaryota; Fungi; Ascomycota; Eurotiomycetes; Chaetothyriales; Herpotrichiellaceae
Exons: 2
Coding region: 1-1461 (486 amino acids)
Molecular function (GO): monooxygenase activity; oxidoreductase activity, acting on paired donors, with incorporation or reduction of molecular oxygen
Source: RefSeq, a predicted model, not a curated record